Messenger RNA from Acomys russatus (golden spiny mouse), 2068 nucleotides. It is a transcript of the gene Entpd5, whose product is annotated as ectonucleoside triphosphate diphosphohydrolase 5 (inactive). Gene Ontology annotation, biological process: nucleoside diphosphate catabolic process. Gene Ontology annotation, molecular function: GDP phosphatase activity; UDP phosphatase activity. NCBI's taxonomy places the organism in Eukaryota, Metazoa, Chordata, Mammalia, Rodentia, Muridae. The transcript has 13 exons. The coding region runs from base 86 to 1369 and encodes 427 amino acids. Gene Ontology annotation, cellular component: membrane. The record is from RefSeq and is a predicted model, not a curated record.
UGUGUCUUUGUUCCCUAAGCCCAUACAGCAGCGUGAGCGGCACUGCUUCAGCAACUGCGCCUCAGGUCCACAUCCUGGGAAGAAGAUGGCCGCCUCCUGGGGUGCUGUCCUCUUCAUGCUGCUGCUGGCCUGUGCUGGCAGCACUGUCUUCUACAGAGAGCAGCAGACUUGGUUCGAGGGGGUCUUCUUGUCUUCCAUGUGCCCCAUCAAUAUCAGCGCCAGCACCUUUUAUGGAAUUAUGUUUGAUGCAGGCAGUACUGGAACUCGAAUUCAUGUUUACACUUUUGUGCAGAAAACUGCAGGACAGCUUCCCUUUCUGGAAGGCGAAAUUUUUGAAUCUGUGAAGCCUGGACUUUCUGCUUUUGUAGACCAACCCAAGCAGGGUGCGGAGACUGUUCAAGGACUCUUAGACGUGGCCAAAGACUCAAUCCCCAGAAGUCACUGGGAAAGGACCCCAGUGGUUCUGAAAGCAACAGCUGGACUACGUCUACUGCCAGAGCAGAAAGCUCAGGCUCUGCUGUUUGAGGUAGAGGAGAUCUUCAAGAAGUCACCUUUUUUGGUCCCAGAUGACAGCGUUAGCAUCAUGGAUGGGUCCUAUGAAGGCAUACUAGCUUGGGUCACUGUGAACUUUCUAACAGGUCAACUGCAUGGCCAUGGCCAGGAGACUGUGGGGACCCUUGACCUGGGGGGUGCCUCCACCCAAAUCACCUUUCUACCCCAGUUUGAGAAAACCCUGGAAGAAACACCUAGGGGCUACCUCACUUCCUUUGAGAUGUUUAACAGCACUUUUAAGCUCUAUACACAUAGCUACUUGGGAUUUGGAUUGAAAGCUGCAAGACUAGCAACUCUGGGAGCCCUGGAAACAGGAACUGAUGGACACACUUUUCGAAGUGCCUGUUUACCGAGGUGGCUGGAAGCAGAGUGGAUCUUUGGGGGUGUGAAAUACCAGUAUGGUGGCAACCAAGAAGGGGAGACGGGCUUUGAGCCCUGCUACGCAGAAGUGCUGAGGGUAGUACAAGGAAAACUUCACCAGCCAGAAGAGGUCCGGGGAAGCUCCUUCUAUGCUUUCUCCUACUAUUAUGAUCGAGCCGCUGAGACACACUUAAUUGAUUAUGAAAAGGGAGGUGUUUUAAAAGUUGAAGAUUUUGAAAGAAAAGCCAGGGAAGUGUGUGAUAACUUGGAGAGCUUCUCCUCAGGUAGUCCUUUCCUAUGUAUGGAUCUCAGUUACAUCACAGCCUUAUUAAAAGAUGGCUUUGGCUUUGCAGACGACACCCUCUUACAGCUCACAAAGAAAGUGAACAACAUAGAGACGGGCUGGGCCCUGGGGGCCACCUUUCACCUGCUGCAGUCUCUGGGCAUCUCCAGCUGAGCCGACGUGCAUCCUCUGAAGCUGCAUCCUGAACAACUUUACAGGAAGGAGAGGACCACUCUGGGGAAACCCUGGACUGCAACCUAGUAACUGGCCUUAUUAUGAGAGAAGGGGUUUAUAGAUGAGUCUUGCCCAUAAGCCUAGAGAUUUGGGCUUAAUUAAUUUUGCACAUCUAAUGUGAAUGGCUCCCUAACCACUUGACAGAUGCAUGGCUGGCACCAGAGUGUAUAUCUUUUGGGAUUUUUUUUUUUGUAUGUCAGAGUCUUGUGAAGGAAAAAGAAAGGGUUUGGAACUCUGUGUUAUACUGAGAGUUCAGAGACAGGUCCCCAGGAACCAAAGAAAAAUCUCAUUUCCACCCUUGGAGUGCCUCAUUUCUCUGAAUGUUUUCAUUUUUUUGCUUGUAAGCUAAAUUAAGCUGACUUUACUGAAGUCCCAUAACCUAUCAAUACUGGCUUUUUAUUUUUUCUUCCUCCUACUCUUUAUUAUAUUCCCCCCCAAAAAUGAGGAGGGUGACAGCUGGUUUGUUUCCCAUCUGUAGUGCGAAGGGGAGGGCUACUGUAUUAGACUGUGUGAGCCUGUGCCACAGUACAUCAGCCAACCAACGCAGAGCUUAGAGCUAGCCUAAGUGGUUUAUUUUUGGAUAGAGAUCUUGUUAAUAUUGCUCAGGGUGGCCUGGAACUCACCGUGUAACCCAGGUUG